AGCACGUUCGGAACGUUGUACAACACUAGCCAGCAGUCGUAGUUCUUGUCGGGAUUGUUUUUUUAGUUUAAUAUUUCUUAACUUUUAAACUGUUAAUUACCCAAUUGGUCAGCCUUUCAAAAUUGCAACUAAUUCGAAUAACCUACUUUUCACGGUUAUCACCGCCGUCGCGUUUCCUUGCGCCCACAAAAGCUAAUUCAAUUAACCACGCACACAGAGACAUCUAGCCUGCGUCAUAAGCUAUUUUCGUCCAGAAAUCCAAAAUCCGGACAAUAUGGAUCCACAACAGAAGUCCGAGGUGGUGGCCACCGUAGCUCCCCUGCUGGAGGAUCAGCUGGACAUGGCCGACACCAUGAAACAUUGCUUCGAAAAUCUCAUUGUUAUUGACGUGGGUGCAAAUUUGACGAACAAAAAGUAUAGCCGUGAUCUUGACUCCGUCGUCCAGCGAGCCAGAGAUGCAGGUGUUCAAAAACUCAUGGUUCACGGCACUUCGGUCAAAUCAAGCAAGGAAGCGCUGCGCCUCUCGCGCAUCUAUCCCGACAUCAUCUACUCGACUGCUGGCAUCCAUCCACACGACUCCAAGUCCAUCGUGGAGGAGCCGGCCACAUGGUUCGACCUGGAGCACAUUGCCCAGGCACAGGAGUGCGUGGCGGUUGGUCCCUGCGGCCUGGACUACCAGAGGGACUUCUCCGAACCGGACGCCCAAAAGCAGAUAUUUGCCAAGCAGCUGCAUCUGGCCAUCCGGCUGAAUAAACCUCUGCUGAUCCACGAGCGGUCGGCUCAAAAUGAUUUACUCGAAAUACUCGACAAAUUCGAGAAUCUACCGCCUGUUAUCGUCAGAGGUUUCAUGGGCACCGCCGAGGAGGCACUCAAGUAUCUAGACCGCAGGUUCUACAUCAGCCUGACUGGCUACCUGUGCAAGGAUAAAUCGGAUACGGGCGUGCGACGGCUACUGGAGGAUGGCACUUUACCGCUGGACAGACUGCUGGUGGAAACGGAUGCUCCGUUCAUGUACCCAAAUACGAGGGCAUCCAAGUUGCCGCAGCACGUUAAGACUGGCAUCACCGAACGAUCAUUGUUGUACUUACACAGAUAUUGUACCUUCCAACGCAACGAGCCCUGCAGUCUGCCCGCCAUCGUGGAAAUGAUAGCCGCCUUUAUGAAGAAAACGCCAGAGGAAGUUGCUCUGGCCACCGCCUUUAAUGCCUUGAAGCUCUUCGGAUUGUCCUAAGCAAACUGGUGCCCUGGAACUGAACGAAAAAGUGUGCCAACCAGCAGCUUUAUACCCGUAUCAUUAUAGAUUGAACGAGCCUGAGAUUAACGAUAGACUCACACACCCACGUGCCUUAACCACUAAUCGAAUUCGGGAUGAAGCGCUUAUCCUGAGAUCCCUACACACAAACACAUUCAUUUAUACGAACCCCACAUAGCAUGCGAAAAGUACGUAUACGUAUAUAUCUAUAUUAGCCCGUAAAGGUGCAAAUUAUCGAUCGAGAUUUGCAAGGUCUAGCUUUAAGUUGUUGGGAAUUCCCCGAGCAAUUGCCCCCGGACACCCCUCCCCAAGAAACGGUGCCAAGGUGGUGCCGGAUUCGCACUGGUUCGGCGUUUCACGCCUCGAAGCGCGCGCUUCGAAAUCACUAGGUUUAGUUAUGUGCUGCAGCUCGUCUUUUGUUUGAUUCUUUUGUAUUUAGACUGUAGACUCAUUACUUUUAGUUGUGUCCCUUGUUAGCCUGUAGUCUUGUUUUUUGUACAUAUUUAUUCUUGUUGUUCUACGUGACGAGUUGACGAUGAUGAUGAUGAUUAUGGGAAACGUAAUGUGAUCAUUUUAAGAGCUAAAUAUUUAUAUAUUUAACAUACCAACAAACACAUUAGUUAGGCUAUGAAACAUACAUAUUGAAUAUCAUGCGCCUAUACAUACUAUAUUUUGUUAUAUUUACAUAUACAAAAGCGUUGUACUGAACUGAUCCGACUCCGACCCACGGAGUUGCCUCAAUCCGCUUUGUGCCCAUUGUCCGCACUCAGCGCACACACUAUUUUCCAUUUCAAUAAAGCGAAUAUAAAACCCAAA
Molecule: messenger RNA, 2068 nt
Organism: Drosophila serrata
Lineage: Eukaryota; Metazoa; Arthropoda; Insecta; Diptera; Drosophilidae
Cellular component (GO): cytosol
Molecular function (GO): single-stranded DNA 3'-5' DNA exonuclease activity
Source: RefSeq, a predicted model, not a curated record